CCGCUUCCGGUCCCAGCGGGGUGGCGGGAUAGCGCAGGAGCGCGCGUGAGUCCGAAGCAGCGCGUGGCGCAGGCAAAAUGGCGGACGGGACAGAUUCAGUUUCUAAGAAACACAAGAAGAAAAAGAAGUCUUUGCCAGAUGAAGAUGUUGCAGAUAUACAACACACAGAAGAAUUCCUUAUCAAGCCCGAAUCAAGAGUUCCACAGCUGGAUACAUCACAAUGGCCUUUGCUUCUCAAAAAUUUUGACAAGCUAAAUGUGAGGACUGCACACUACACCCCUCUUCCUUCUGGCUGCAACCCCUUAAAAAGAGAAAUUUCUGAGUAUGUAAGGACGGGCUUCAUCAAUCUGGAUAAGCCUUCCAACCCAUCUUCCCAUGAGGUGGUGGCCUGGAUCCGCCGCAUUCUCCGUGUUGAGAAGACGGGGCAUAGCGGCACAUUGGACCCCAAAGUUACCGGGUGCCUGAUUGUGUGCAUUGAGCGAGCGACGCGUUUGGUCAAGUCCCAGCAAAGUGCAGGCAAAGAGUAUGUGGGAAUCGUUCGGCUGCACAAUGCAAUUGAGGGUGAAAUCCAACUUUCGAGGGCAAUAGAAACACUGACAGGUGCCCUCUUUCAGAGGCCUCCCCUCAUUGCUGCAGUGAAGAGGCAGCUAAGAGUCCGAACCAUUUAUGAAAGCAAACUGGUUGAAUAUGAUCCAGAAAGAAGACUGGGUAUCUUCUGGGUGAGCUGUGAAGCCGGAACCUACAUCCGAACACUUUGCGUCCAUCUGGGCUUGUUGCUGGGCGUCGGUGGUCAAAUGCAGGAGCUCCGGCGAGUGCGGUCUGGGGUCAUGGGAGAGAAGGACCACAUGGUGACCAUGCACGAUGUGCUGGAUGCUCAGUGGCAGUAUGACAACAACAAGGACGAGAGUUACCUCCGGAGAGUGAUCUUCCCCUUGGAGAAGUUGUUGGUUUCACACAAACGGCUUGUUAUGAAAGAUAGUGCGGUGAAUGCAAUUUGCUAUGGCGCGAAGAUCAUGCUUCCUGGAUUACUGCGGUAUGACGACGGGAUUGAAGUCAACCAGGAGAUCGUGGUGAUCACCACAAAAGGGGAGGCUAUCUGCCUAGCUAUUGCUUUGAUGACAACGGCGGUGAUCUCUACCUGUGACCAUGGAGUUGUAGCAAAGAUCAAGCGUGUGAUCAUGGAAAGAGACACCUAUCCUCGCAAGUGGGGGCUUGGUCCGAAAGCUUCUCAGAAGAAGAUGAUGAUCAAGCAAGGAUUAUUGGAUGCUCGCGGCAAGCCUAACGAAAAAACCCCACAAGCUUGGAAAAAUGACUACGUGGAUUAUAACAGGGUUUCGGUAAAGAAGGAAGUCGAAGAGAAGACGGAGCCAGAAGAGGUUCAAGAGCCGGCAGUGAGGAUGCCCAAGGUCAGUGAUCUGAGCGUGAAAAAGAAAAAGAAGAAGAAGAAACGAGAAGAAGUAGAGGAGAGCUCUGAAUAACUCCCUCACUGCCAUCCCGAGCCAGCAGCCUGGACCAGUUUGGGAAGGAAAAACGCAAAGGCCUUCGCAGACAGACAAA
Protobothrops mucrosquamatus (brown spotted pit viper) is the source of this 1557-nucleotide messenger RNA. It is a transcript of the gene DKC1, whose product is annotated as dyskerin pseudouridine synthase 1. The transcript has 14 exons. The record is from RefSeq and is a predicted model, not a curated record. Gene Ontology annotation, cellular component: box H/ACA snoRNP complex. Gene Ontology annotation, molecular function: pseudouridine synthase activity; RNA binding. Gene Ontology annotation, biological process: snRNA pseudouridine synthesis; box H/ACA sno(s)RNA 3'-end processing; rRNA pseudouridine synthesis. Lineage: Eukaryota; Metazoa; Chordata; Lepidosauria; Squamata; Viperidae. Bases 78 to 1478 code for a protein of 466 amino acids.